UUAGCCAGAUUUUUUAAUGAGGUCAUACAAAACAGUUGCUCUGGAUUUUACUUUUAGUCAACAUUUCAAGCUAAAGUAAGACUCGAGUCACUGGAUUUCUUAUGACAUGUGAUGCCAACUUGGAUUGUAGAAGCGAAAAACAAAACAACAGCCAGAAGAAAAGCCCCAGCAACAAACUCGGCCUAAACCAGACUGCAAGACACUGGAAGUGCCUGUUGGGUGUAACGCGGACACUGAUAAGGAACAUAUCCUGUGGCAGGAGAUGACAUGGACACUCCAUCCACGGCCUGAGUAAGCCACGGCAUCCCCCUUGCUCCCAGCUCUCUAGUGUCCACACCAUGAGACCAGCCUGGGGUAGAAUUUCCAGGCAGAACACUAACAAAGAUUUGUUAGCAUCACACAUGGACGUGGCCCGCCCUUCAAACAAAGCUUCAGUUUUAAGCUUCAUUGAAUUGUGUCGCCAGUGCCAGGGAACACAGAAUUAAGAAAACACGCAGACAGCCCUCAAGAUGCCGAAGAGCAACAUACCACCUCCACUACCGACGUCCCCGACAACGACGACCGAGAUCAUCAAAGCGGUCUCGCCCACAGCAUCGUCCCCAAAGCUGAAGAACCGCUUGAGUGUUAUGUUGCACAAUGCCACUCACCACAACAAAGACAAAGUCAAUAAAGGCAAUGGUGGUGAGAUUACAUGGUGUUUUUCUCAAGUGAAAGGUUCAAUAGAAGAGGAAGUAGCUGAAGCAGCCGACAUCAUUUCAUGUGUUGAAUUUAACAGUGAUGGAGACCUCCUAGCAACAGGUGAUAAAGGAGGUCGUGUUGUCAUUUUUCAGAGGGAUAAAGCGAGCAAAAAUGCUGUCCCUAGUCGUGGCGAAUAUAAUGUUUAUAGCACAUUUCAGUCUCAUGAACCAGAAUUUGAUUACCUUAAAAGUUUGGAAAUAGAAGAAAAAAUUAACAAAAUAAGAUGGUUGCAGCAAACAAAUAGAAAUCAUUUUCUACUUUCAACAAAUGAUAAAACCAUCAAAUUGUGGAAAGUUGCCGAACGGAACAAAAGACCUGAAGGUUAUAAUUUGAAAGAUGAACUGGGCCAGACUCGAAAUAAAACUGCUAUUAAAUCUUUGAGAGUACCUAUCUUCCAACCUAUGGAACUUAUGGUAGAAGCUAGCCCAAAGAGAGUAUUUGCAAAUGCUCAUACAUACCACAUCAAUUCCAUAUCGGUUAAUAGUGAUUUGGAAACAUAUUUAUCAGCAGAUGACCUUAGGAUAAAUUUAUGGAAUCUGGAAAUCACAGAUCAAAGCUUUAAUAUUGUCGAUAUAAAACCUGCUAACAUGGAGGAACUUACAGAAGUAAUAACUGCUGCAGAAUUUCACCCUAAAGAAUGUAACAUGUUUGUUUACAGCAGCAGCAAAGGUAGCAUUAGAUUAUGUGACAUGAGAGAACAGGCACUCUGUGACAAACAUGCUAAAUUGUUUGAAGAGCCAGAAGAUCCAACAAAUCGAAGUUUCUUCUCUGAAAUAAUUUCUAGUAUAUCAGAUGUAAAAUUUAGUCACAGUGGCAAAUAUAUGAUUACUAGAGACUAUUUGUCUGUCAAAGUUUGGGAUCUGACUAUGGAAUCCAAACCUGUUGAAACUUACCAAGUUCAUGAAUACCUCAGAAACAAAUUGUGUUCCCUUUAUGAAAAUGAUUGUAUCUUUGACAAAUUUGAAUGUUCUUGGAGUGGUGAUGACAAGCAUAUAAUGACUGGUUCAUACAAUAAUUUCUUUAGAAUGUUUGAACGUGACAAUAAAAGAGACAAUACAUAUGAAGCUUGUAGAGAAAUUACCAAAUCAAGAACUGUUCUUAAACCUAGGAAAGUUUCCACUGGUGGAAAACGUAAAAAGGAUGAAAUUAGUGUAGACUGUUUAGACUUCAAUAAAAAAAUUCUUCAUACGGCAUGGCAUCCAUUGGAGAACAUUGUUGCAAUAGCUGCCACUAACAAUUUGUAUGUGUUUUCUAGUAAGGAUUAACCUAGGUCAUAUUUAGAAAAUUAGUCUGCUGGUUGACCAGUUGCUGAAUUGCUUGAAGUCCUCCCCCUCUCUAAGGCGCCUGGAGUGGGGUAAAGAGGAUAUGUUGUCAUCACCGUCUUUCCAUGUACUGGAUUGCUGCUCAAUUCUGGAUCUAAAACUCCUUGCCACUCUAAGAUGUGGAAAUUACCAGUUUCUAAUUAGGAGAAUACUAGAAGAAACGGUCUUGUCACUGGGGAAGUGAUGUUUUGUUGAUACACAGGUUUGCGAGUCACAGCAAAUCUGAUUUUUUAAUCAAUUAGCUGACACAUGCUAAUGGUUCAGUCUAUUGCAUUCCUGCCUGAUUUUGAUGUGUAUGAAAGUGUCUAGUCUUAAGUUGUAAACCUACCACAUCAUUUUGUCAGUAUUGUUAGUAAUAAUUACAGAUAUUGGAUUAUUAAGCUAAAUGUGAUAACCAUCACUCUGUUAUUGGACCAAAGAGUGAAUAUUGUUGAAUGACAAAACAGUUUUACAGUAACCACUUUAUCACUGUCUAAAUAAUUUCUAGUGCUUAGCUCUAGUGCCUGUUGUAUACACUUUCAUGUUAGCCACACUUCCCAUUUCUAUGAGUUUUAGGUACAAAUACAAUUUUGUCUUCUAUUACUGACAUUAUUCUGUUAUGCCAGUAUUGAUUGUACAAUUCAUGACAGCUGCUCUCAAACUGAAGAUAUUUCUAUAAGAAAAACAAAAAGGAUGCUACCUGACCACACAUAUGUUGAGCUGUAAAGGUACAUCUUUAUAAAGUGAUCUUGUUUUUAAUUUUGUAGGUCAAUUUUUGUUACCUGUUUUCACCAUGCCACUCUCUAUUGUCUUUCCCCAUCCCUAUUUUAAAGUGUGUGCUAAAGGAAUGGUUUGAAUGACUAUGGUAUUGCAGUCUAGGCUAGAAGUUGAACUAGACAGCAUUAAACAAAGUAGAAAUUUGAACAAAUUAGUUUGAUUGUGUGACAGAUUUGUUUAAAUAAUUUAUCCAUUUCAAUUGUUUUUCACUGACACACACUAUGAGUUGAGAUAUUUUGAAUUAAAUAAUUUCUACAGAUAAUGAAAUGUAUUUCUUUGACUUGGAAAUGUUAUGAUUUUUCUGCCAAUAGAAUAUAUUUCUCAGGGAAGCCUCUCUUAAUAUAUUAGUUUAUGUAAAGUUUUUUUCUUUUGUUAGAUGAAAAAUAGAAAAUCCUUUGCAUAAUAAAUGUGAUUUAAAAACAAAAGAUGUAGGGUUCUCAUUUUUUUAUAAAGUUUUUUUUUAAGAAUUAGAUGUAAUUGUAAGUCAUCUACUAGAACUCAUCCAUCCAAACUAGAAAUUUUUAUUUGAUUUUAUAUUAAGACACAAUGACAGUGGUGAAUGUACUGUGACAUGUGAGUAAUUAGUGAGUGUAAUAUGUUUAGUUGUAUGUGACAUAAGCCCCUUCCCUCCUUGUACCCAGCAACCUGUUGUAUGUGUUGUUACUUGUGCAAUUCAUUGUAAACUUGAAUGAAUAUCACCAGUUUUGAUAUGUUAAAUGAUUAAAAUAUAUUUUUGAAAUGUU
Molecule: messenger RNA, 3559 nt
Organism: Biomphalaria glabrata
Lineage: Eukaryota; Metazoa; Mollusca; Gastropoda; Planorbidae
Product: serine/threonine-protein phosphatase 2A 55 kDa regulatory subunit B delta isoform-like
Exons: 10
Coding region: 510-2003 (497 amino acids)
Biological process (GO): peptidyl-serine dephosphorylation
Cellular component (GO): protein phosphatase type 2A complex; cytosol
Molecular function (GO): protein binding; protein phosphatase regulator activity
Source: RefSeq, a predicted model, not a curated record